Messenger RNA from Octopus sinensis (East Asian common octopus), 2030 nucleotides. RefSeq names its product MAPK/MAK/MRK overlapping kinase-like. The record is from RefSeq and is a predicted model, not a curated record. Bases 487 to 1863 code for a protein of 458 amino acids. NCBI's taxonomy places the organism in Eukaryota, Metazoa, Mollusca, Cephalopoda, Octopoda, Octopodidae. Gene Ontology annotation, cellular component: nucleus; cytoplasm. Gene Ontology annotation, biological process: intracellular signal transduction; protein phosphorylation. The transcript has 13 exons. Gene Ontology annotation, molecular function: ATP binding; protein serine/threonine kinase activity.
GAUGUUGAGCGGGAACUGACCAGUCCGACGGAGAAGCAAAAAUAAAAGAGAAAGCAAUCACAGUAAAAAAAACAAACAAAAAAGAAAAUAAAAAAACACAGCAACAGGUAUAGCAAAAACAAAGCAACAACAACUACAACAAAAAAAUUUUCCAAACUAUACAACGAAGUAGACGGAAGACGGAGACGAUCACAUCUUACAGACAACUUAAAAAAAAAAAAAAAAAACUUAUUGGAAACACAACAACAACAACAACAACAACUGCAGCAGCAGUAGUAGUAGCAGCAAAAAACGAUCAGAACAACAACACAACAACAAUAACAACAGAGGCAGCGGCGGCGACAACAAGAGCCGAAGUUGGCUAAAAAACUGCUGCAGUAACUCACAACGGAUUCGUAAAAGUACACAUCACAACAACAACAAACAGAAAACUUUAAUUAUACUAACAACAACAACAACAACGACAACAACAACAAAUAUAGCUGAAUGAAUAUUCUGCUGCAAAAAUACCGUAUUCUUGGCAUUAAAGGAGAAGGUACAUUCUCUGAGGUGUUGAAAUGUGAGAGAGUGAAAGAUGGUACCCUGUGGGCUUGCAAGAAGAUGAAACAGUCUUUCCGUAGUUAUCAUGAAGUCAACAACUUAAGAGAAAUACAAGCUAUGCGCCAUUUAAACCCACAUCGGAAUAUUCUUGACCUUCAGGAAGUAAUAUUUGAUAAGAAAUCCGGUGUUUUAGUUCUGAUCUGUGAACUGAUGGACAUGAACAUUUAUGAAUACAUUCGAGACAAAAGAAGUUAUUUAUCUGAGAGGACAGUGAAAAAUUAUAUGUAUCAGCUGUGUAAAUCAAUCGACCAUAUACACAGGCUUGGAAUAUUCCAUCGAGAUGUGAAACCAGAGAAUAUUUUACUUAAACUCCAUGAAAAUCUUCUGAAAUUGGCUGAUUUUGGAUCUUGUCGGAUGCUGAGCUCACCACCUCCCUACACAGAGUAUAUUUCCACUCGGUGGUACCGUGCUCCAGAAUGCUUAUUAACAGAGGGUCACUAUACCUACAAAAUGGACAUUUGGAGUGUAGGGUGUGUUUUCUUUGAAAUCAUUUGUCUGCGACCAUUAUUUCCCGGAGUCAAUGAAGUUGACCAAAUUGCUAAAAUCCACGAUGUUAUUGGUACACCAAGUAGAGACUUGCUCAACAAAAUUCAGAAAUGGUCACGAGGUGUACCGUACAACUUCUCGGAUAAGAGAGGUACAGGAAUUGCGAAGUUGAUACCACAUGCCUCUCAAGAAGCUGUCAAUUUGAUACAGUGCUUAUGUUCAUAUGAUCAAGAUGAAAGAAUCACAGCUCACCAAGCACUCAAGCUUCCUUACUUCCGAGAAUUUAGAGAUAUUGAUCAAGUGAGACUGAAAUCUUCAACAAAGAUGAUGGACGUAAGUAAAAAGAAUAUUUGUCUGGACAAAGAUCUCACGGCUGCUCUUCCAAGAAUAUCCGAGGAGGGCAAGAAUGAUUCUGAUAGUAAGUUUUCUGUGAUAACCAAUUUGCCAAAAGCUCAGUCGUUGCCCUCACAUCUCAGCCAUCAUAAGGAGAGAAGAAAAAGGAAACACAAGAAAAGCCGAGAAAACCAAGAAUUCCUGAGCCAUACUGGGUUACUUCCUCAGCUGAUGGUCCACUCAAGUGCUGUGAAUCCCUUCUCCCGAGCCAAUCUUCAAACCGAUACUUCAAAGUUCAAUGCUGGCAGCAGACUAAAGAUUUUACCAAACAUUUCAAAGGCAACCAAAUCACAAAAGCCAUCAAAUGGUCCAACCAAGAACAUUUACAGGAAUUACAAGCUGGCACCAAUUCUCGGUGCCAAAAGAGAAGCAGCAGGUCUGUGAAUUCUGAAUCAAGUCUAUUUUAUUUUUCUAUCAUCGCUGUUGCUAUCAUCAUCACCAUCAUCAUCAUCUUCAUCAAUAUUAUUAUUACAACUUCAUCCUGUUCAUACGAUGUACUUUAUUUAAUACGAAACUUUAACGUCACAAUCUCUUCUUGUAAAAGUAUAAUA